CAUAGGUAAUGUCAAAAUCGAGUUUCCCAUAAAUUCGUCUGAGCCGAUUUUCGAUCAAGUUAAGCGUAAAAUAGUGAAAUUCAUACUAUUUAUUGUAUAUUUAAAGUACUUUGGUGUAUAUCAAGUGUAUUAGUUUAUUAUUUGCUCGUGUAAAACAGUGUAAAUAUGAUUAAUCGCCAUUUUGCUACGAAUGUGCCCUGAAGGCAUAGCCAUUUUUCUCGAUUAGUGUAUUUUUCUUUUGUGAUUUAUAGACAGUUUUUAUCUACUACUGACGUGUGACGUUUUAUAAAAUUAAAAACAACAACUGUAGCUAAUUAAACAUACAAAAAUGGAGGAAGUCAAAGUGGAGACACCUCCUCAACCGGUCAUGAAGUUCAUAAGUGUGACGAGUGAUGCUCUGACCGAGGAACAAAGAGAGAUGUACGAAUCAGUACUAACUACUUGGAAACCGGUCAUGUUCCCUAAACGAAUCAAACGCUAUAUCUGCAAUAAAUGCAAUAAGGAAUUCAAAAAUUACCAAAAUCUUUACCUACAUACUACAAGAGUGCAUUCUUCCGAAGAAUCCGCAGUUAUCUGCGAUAUUUGUGACAAAACGUUUAAGAAUAAACACUAUUUAUAUAUGCAUAGAAUGAACAAACAUUACUCGGAACUGGAAAAGUGCUACUGCCAAUUCUGUCUCCAAGAAUUUAGGACAAGAAGGGCUUUACAUAUGCACGUAAAAAGGAUCCAUCCGACCACCCUGCCUGAGAUUAAGUGCAACGAAUGCGGCAAAGAGUUUUCAGUACCUUACAAACUCAAAUACCACAUCGAAGCUUGCCACAGAACGGACAAAGAAAAGUACAAAUGCCACCUCUGUCACAAACUUUACAAAAACAGCUAAAUCUUAACCGACAUCUCCAUUUUCAACAUACUCCUGUACAACGACAUCCCUGCGUUUUCUGCAAUAUGACCUUUAAGUCCCGACAUCAUAUGAAACGUCAUGUAUUGAAUAUCCAUCCUCCUUUAGAGUCCAAAGUCACUUGUCCAGAAUGUCUGAAAGAGUUUAAAAAUGACCAGUAUCUUAAGGAGCAUAUGCAAGUACAUUCCUCGUUGGAUUCAAAGGUUAAGUGUGAUAUAUGCGACAAAUUUUUCCAUUCCGCGAUUCGUUUAAAAAAACACAAGAAAAUUGUGCACCCUUCUAAACCGAAAAUGCGUUGCGAAAAAUGCGAUAAGGAGUUUGCACAUGCCCAUUAUUUACGCAGACAUAACAACGCGGUGCACUUGGAAAUUGAUGAGACGGAGUAUCCGCAUUCUUGCGACCAAUGCGGCAAGAAGUUUAAGCUAAAGAAAUACCUGAAUAAUCACUUGCAAAGACAUGAACAACAGCAUCUAAAGAGAAUAUCCCAAAUGGUUAAGACGGUUAUGGGAGAUGAGAAAGAUGUCCCAGUUAAAAAGAGAGGGAGACCAAGGAAGGCUAGAGCUGAGAUUGAGUUCAUCAAGUGCGAACCGGUGUCUAGCUCCGAUUCGGAGUCAGGAGAAACGGAGAGUGAUUCGGAGUGAAAUUUUCGCAUAUUUCGAUAGUGAUUUGGUCCGUUUUGUGCAGUGCAGGUUUUGGGCAAAGUGUAAUGAAAUUAGGUGUCCCGUUUUUAAAACUGGAGUGGGAGAUGAUAGCGAGCCGUUGUAUAUAUGUGUUGAAGAAAUUUGCGAUGGAAAAGCG
Messenger RNA from Spodoptera littoralis (African cotton leafworm), 1696 nucleotides. Lineage: Eukaryota; Metazoa; Arthropoda; Insecta; Lepidoptera; Noctuidae. The record is from the annotation of a GenBank genome assembly.